AGCUCCUCCUGCAAAGGGUCUCUAUGAAGAAGAGAAAAAGUACAACAAGCCAUGGCUCCCCAGCCACCAGUGUGGAAACCAUCCUCGGUAACAGCGUGCUUAGCGCCUCAGCGGUGACCCCCUGGACUGCAGCCCGCCAGGCUCCUCUGUCCACACCAUUCUCCAGGCAGGAAUACUAGGGUGGCUUGCCACCCCCUUCUCCCAGGGAUCUUCCUGGCCCGGGGACGGAGCCCGUGUCUCCUGUGUUUCCUGCAUCGCUUCUGUACCCGCUGAGCCAUCACAGAAGUCAGUUUCGAAGCCAGUAACAGAUUCCUAGGAGCGGGGAGGCUCUGGGAAGGAAAGGGAACAGGGAGAUGGGAGAGGAAGCCAGUCAAGGGGCACCAAGGCCUGAGUGAGGUCCAGGGGUGGGAGCUCUCAGAAAGAGCCCUGGGGCGCCAAGGUGGGAGGGGGUAUUUGGGCAAAUGCCUUCCCUGCAGAGCUGGUCCCCGGCUUCCUCCACCAGCGCGUCCCUCCCCCGAGCCUGCCCCAGUCCCGGGCCCGCCCCGCCUGCGCACCCCGUGAGACCGCGGGGGCGGCACCGGCGCCUUCCUGCUUUGCCCUUGUUUGGCGACCCGGGAGGCCGGCCCACGGCUACUUAAACCGCGGCGCUGGAGAGGGUGCCAGGAACAGACGGCUGGGGCAGUGCGGCCGCCGCGAGAGCCUGGGGAGCGCGCGCAGGAAGAGGGGGAAGGAGAGGAAGAGGAGCGGGAGGAGGGGAAAGGAGGCUUCCAAGGGCCAACAUGGGGCUGGAGGCGGCGCGAGAGCUGGACUGCGCGGCGCUGGGCGCGCUGCUGCGGGAGCCUCGGGAGGCUGAGCGCACGCUGGUGCUCGACUGCCGCCCCUUCCUGGCCUUCUGCCGCCGCCACGUGCGCGCCGCGCGCCCUGUCCCCUGGAACGCGCUGCUGCGCCGCCGCUCGCGGGGCCCGCCCGCCGCCGCCCUCGCCUGCCUGCUGCCAGACCGCGCGCUGCGGGCGCGCCUGGCCCGCGGGGAGCUGGCGCGGGCCGUGGUGCUGGACGAGGGCAGCGCCUCGGUGGCGGACCUCCCGCCUGACGGCCCGGCCCACGCGCUUCUCGCCGCGCUCCUGCACGAGACCCGCGCGGGACCCACCGCCGUGUGCUUCCUGCCAGGAGGCUUCGAUCGCUUUCAAGCCUGCUGCCCCGAUCUGUGCUCUGAGUCCCCGGUCCCCGCGAUGACGCCUGACAACGACAACAGCCGCUCCGACUCCAGGGCUCCCUCUUAUGACCAGGGCGGCCCCGUGGAGAUCUUGCCCUACCUAUACCUGGGCAGCUGCAGCCACUCGUCAGACCUGCAGGGGCUGCGGGCUUGCGGCAUCACCGCCGUGCUCAACGUCUCGGCCAGCUGCCCCAACCACUUUGAGGGCCUCCUGCGCUACAAGAGCAUCCCCGUGGAGGACAAUCAGAUGGUGGAGAUCAGCGCCUGGUUCCCGGAGGCCAUUGGCUUCAUUGACUCAGUGAAGAACAGUGGGGGUCGCGUGCUGGUGCACUGCCAGGCAGGCAUCUCGCGCUCCGCCACCAUCUGCCUGGCGUACCUGAUACAGAGUCACCGCGUGCGGCUGGAUGAGGCCUUUGACUUUGUGAAGCAACGCCGGGGAGUCAUUUCCCCCAACUUCAGUUUCAUGGGGCAGCUGCUGCAGUUUGAGACUCAGGUGCUCUGUCACUGAGGCCGGGCCCCACCAUGCUGACUCCACUAGGGCGGAGGUGCGGAAAGCUGUCUGAUUCCUGGGGACAACUGGGGCCCCAGUUCCCCACUGAGUCUCCCACCUCAGGGACAGCUGCCCCUUUGGAGUUUGAGAAGCCUCCAGGUGGGGGCACUGGAAACACGGGGAUGCUGGACUUUCUCACCUGGUGCUCUUCUGCUAGAGGGUUGAGGGCCAGCCCUCAUCCUCAUCCUGGAAGGAGAUUGGAGGGCGUGUCUGCCUCCCUCCUCCCUCGUCCUCUGGCAGAAACUAACUGGACUCUACACCCUCGACUCCCACUGGUCCCACCACCCUGUUGGAGUUCUUGGCAGCCUGAGGGCUUUAAGAAACAAGCUGUGACAACCAGGGCCCCUUUCUCGGGGGUGGUCCACCCCGGGCCUGGAGCCUGAGCCCUGUGCCGGGGCUCAGGGAAGUGACGCCUGUGCUGUGUCUGAACUUCUUGCUUGCGUGUGUGCACAGGAGCGUUUCACGCCUGUGUUGACGCUGGAAAGUUAUUUGUGAUCAACUGACAUUUAACACUCCCUCCUCCACUUCCUCUCAGCCCUGUGGGCAGCGGGGAGGGUGUGGGGGGUUUGGAAACUUAGCACUUUAUAUUUAUACGGAACAUUGAAGAUGCGUCAAUAAAAUAUUGUUUUGUUUAAGAAACGA
Molecule: messenger RNA, 2405 nt
Organism: Capra hircus (goat)
Lineage: Eukaryota; Metazoa; Chordata; Mammalia; Artiodactyla; Bovidae
Gene: DUSP2
Product: dual specificity phosphatase 2
Exons: 4
Coding region: 780-1721 (313 amino acids)
Biological process (GO): protein dephosphorylation; endoderm formation; negative regulation of MAPK cascade
Cellular component (GO): cytoplasm; nucleus
Molecular function (GO): protein tyrosine/threonine phosphatase activity; MAP kinase tyrosine/serine/threonine phosphatase activity
Source: RefSeq, a predicted model, not a curated record